Messenger RNA from Sarcophilus harrisii (Tasmanian devil), 2747 nucleotides. RefSeq names its product chondroadherin-like protein. Gene Ontology annotation, cellular component: plasma membrane. Gene Ontology annotation, molecular function: transmembrane signaling receptor activity; protein binding. Lineage: Eukaryota; Metazoa; Chordata; Mammalia; Dasyuromorphia; Dasyuridae. Gene Ontology annotation, biological process: immune response; toll-like receptor signaling pathway. The coding region runs from base 157 to 2349 and encodes 730 amino acids. The transcript has 5 exons. The record is from RefSeq and is a predicted model, not a curated record.
CUUGGGGCCCUGGGGACUGGAGGCAUUGGUUCUGUCUGCUGAAAGUGGGGGACCCUCGGGACGGGAAAGGAGUACAGAACAACUCUGAGGAAGACCAAGACCAAGACCAAGGAAAGAAGGCAGGAGAAUCAGCUUCCAGUGCUGUGAUGCCCGAAGAUGUGGAACUACCUGAGCCUUUUGCUUCUGAUGGGGCCACUACAGGUGUCCUCUGAGAAGCUUUCCUCUCUUUUCCACUGCCCCCAAAUCUGCAUCUGUGAUAAAAGCAAGAGAUCCGUCUUGUGCCAGAACCAGAACCUCACCAGAGUGCCAGCCUCCAUCCCUUCAAUGACUCGGAAACUUGAUCUCCAAGGUAACGGUUUAAAGGUGAUUCCUCCCCGGGUCUUCCAGCCCUUCCCCGACCUGACCCAUCUGGACUUGCAGAACUGUCAGCUGAAGGAGCUGCAGAGAGGGAGCUUCAGAGGCCUGCUGUUCCUGUCCUACCUCAACCUGGCCUCCAACAACAUCACUGUCCUGCGCAGAGGGGCCCUGGAUGGGCCGCUCCUGCUGAGGCACUUGGUGCUGGAGCACAACCAGCUGAAAGAGAUCCAGCCGGGGGCCUUCCGGGCGCUGCCCUACGUCAACCUGCUCAACCUGGCUCACAACUCCUUGGACUCCGUGCCCGACUUGGCCUUUCAGGGGCUGGUCAGCGCCUGGUGGCUCCGGCUCUCCCACAAUGCCCUCGCCAGCCUGGCCCCAGAGUCCCUGGCGGGUCUGCCGGGCCUCCGCCGGCUCAGCCUGGACCACAACGAGCUGCGGAGCCUCCCCUGGGACGCGCUGGCGCACCUGCCAGGCCUGGCCCACCUGGAUCUGGGCCACAACCCCCUCGGCCGCCUGGGAAGGGAAGAAGCGCUGGCGCUGCCGGAGCUGCGCUACCUGGCCCUGGACGGGGCAUCUCUCCAGACCGUGGACGCGGAAGCUUUCUCCCGCUGCCCGCAGCUCUACACCGUGGACCUCCGGGACAACCAGCUGAGGACGCUGCCGUCGUUGCGGGGUCUGGGCCGGCUCCACAAGCUCAAUCUGAGCGGGAACCCGCUGCGCUGCGAUUGCGCCGCGCGCCCCCUGCGCGACUGGGCCGUCCGGAACUGGGUGAUGAUGGACGCCCGCUGCAGGGAGCCCGCGCUCCUAAGAGGAGAAGCUCUGGGGUCCCUGGGGGAGCGGGACUUGCUCUGCCGGAGGCCCGGCGGUGGGCGAGAGCAGCAGGAGCCCGAGGAGCCCGAGGAGGCCGCGGACGCCGAGCCUUGCCCCCUGCCCUGCACCUGCUCUUCCCUUUCCAACCACAGCAGCUGUGAGAACAGGAGCUUGAAGUUCAUCCCCUCCGGCUUCCCCAAUGGCACUCGGCUCCUGGAUCUGAACUGGAACAAGUUCACGGCCGUGCCUCGGCUCUCCUUCCCAGGGCUGGGCCGCCUGGUGUCCCUGCACCUGCAGCACGGCCGGAUCACCCAGCUGGCCCCGGGGGCCUUGGGCGGCUUGGGCCAACUGGUCUACCUCUACCUCUCCGACAACCGGCUGUCGGAGCUCAGUGCCGCCGGCCUGCAGGGCGUCCCCGGGCUGCGUUUCCUGUACUUGGACCGCAACCGCUUCACACACGUGCCCAGGGACGUGCUGUGGGCUCUGCCCGCGCUGGUGAGCCUGCACCUGGAGUACAACGCUCUGCAGCAGCUGGCCCUCAGAGAUCUGGCCGGAGGGCCCAGUCUUCGCUGGCUCCAUCUGACCGGGAACAACGUCUCUCGGGUCUCCCCCGGGCCAGUGCAGAGCCUGGAGGGACUUUACAUGGCUGGCAAUCAGUUGCACGCAGUGCCAACGGGAGCUUUAGAGGGGCUGCCGGCCCUCAGGGAGCUGGAGCUGUCGGGCAAUCCCCUGGGGGUCCUGGGAGAAGGGGCCUUCGUUCCUGUGGCCAAAUCCUUACAGCAUCUUUAUCUCAAUAAUACGGGGCUCCAGCAGAUUUCCCCCGGGGCAUUUGCUGGCCUGGAGCCUGGGCUCAGGAGCCUGUACCUGGAGAAGAAUCAGCUGCAGACGCUGCCAGCCAUGGAUGGCUUUAGCCAACUGGAAGUCAUCAGUCUCAGGGAGAACCCUUUACACUGUGACUGCCAACUGUUCCCACUCCACAGGUGGCUAGCUGGCCAGAACCUACCUGGGGAGGCCACCUGCGAGUCCCCACCCAGUGCUCAGGGCCAGAAGGUGAAGGAGGCCACUGCCAUCUUUGAGAUAUGUGAGGAGGGAAAGGAUCCACAGAACCCAUCAACCUCCCAGCGUGAAGCUAACAAAACUCAUGGGCAAAGGAGUCAGCUCCAGGCUAGUGGGAAGCCCUAAGGUCUCUGGAAGUGGCAGGUAGAGGUCAUUUAUCCUUGGGAACCAAAGCUAUGGAAUGGGAGAGGGGAGAGAAUGGGAGGAAAAGAUGUGAUCCUCAUUUGGUUAGGAGGGGAUGGUUCUUGUCCUUUGACCUCUGGUAAAUAAAGUUCGUGUGCCUGUAUUGGGCUGUGUGUGGGGUGCACUAGGAAUUCAUGUUGCCUCCUAAUGGUUAAGUGAGUGUCCAGGGUCACACAGCUAUUAAGUAUCUGAGGAAGAAUUAAAAUUCAGACUCUAUCCACUACAUCACCCUGAAAGUUCUGAAAUCUCACCUUCCGCAGUGGCUGUAGACACUCCUGUUAAGAUCUCAAUUUCUCCACUCGCUUUUCUUUUCUUUUCUCUUCUCUUCUUUUCUUUUCUUU